AUGUCUGUUCCGGGGGCUCCCACCGCUAAAGAGAAGAAAUAUGACCGACAGCUUCGCCUGUGGGGUGCCGGAGGGCAGGAAGCUCUGGAAACAGCACAUAUCCUUCUGAUUAAUGCUACAGCGGCUGGGUCGGAGACUUUGAAGAAUCUAGUACUGCCCGGAGUUGGUCAAUUUACCAUUGUAGACCAGGCCGUGGUUACGGACGAGGAUCUUGGGACGAACUUUUUCCUGGACGAUAGUUCCAUUGGGCUAUCAAGGGCGCAGAAGGCUUGUGAACUGCUUUGCGAACUGAAUCCCGAAGUUCAAGGGCAUUUCAUAAAAGAUACAAUCGAAAAUAUCGUCAAAUCGAGCCCGGAGAAGCUUAAAGACUUCACAACCGUUAUUGCGACAGGCGAUGUCUGUACGGAUACCCUCCUUUCACUCGAUGCGAUCCUUUACCCGCUCGGUAUUCCGAUAUUCGUUGUAAAAUGUGUUGGGUUUACAAUGAGCUGCCGUCUGGCGCUGGCAGAACAUCCAAUAGUCGAGACUCAUCCGGCAUCUACGGUUGAUCUGCGCCUAUUUAAUCCCUUUCCGGAGCUUUCUGCCCUGGUUGAUGAAAAGACUGCCUUCAUAAAUGAUCAAGAGAAGAUGACUACCCACGAGCAUGGCCAUCUACCUUACGUCUUAAUUCUCCUUCAAACCCUCAAUGAAUGGAAAUCUACCCAUGAUAAUCAGCCCCCGUCUAACUACUCCCAAAAGAACGAGUUCAAAUCCCUCCUUCGUAGUAAAAUGUGGAAUGCCGAUGAGGAAAACUUCGAAGAAGCUAUUGCAGCUGUCCUCCCGCAUUUCAACCCUCCCAGCAUUCCAUCUGAGACCAGAGCCAUCUUUCAAGAUGAGAAGUGUACAAGCUUAACAAAAGAAUCGACGCAGUUUUGGGUAAUUGCUCGUGCAAUCAAAGAAUUUUCAGAGAAGAAUGAUGGACUGCUCCCGUUACCAGGUGCUCUUCCGGAUAUGAAAGCAGAGUCUAAAGAUUAUAUUCGUUUGCAGAAUAUAUAUAAGUCGAAAGCAAGAGCUGAUUUGGCCGCCGUGGUUGGGAUUGUACGAGACCUUUUAAAAGGUCUAGGAAGGGAUGGUGGCGAGAUUGCAGAAAGCGAGGUAGAGACUUUCUGCAAGCAUGCUGGGUAUGCUAAAUUGAUUAGAGGAAGAAGCUUGAAUGAAGAGUAUGAGAAGAGCCCUAAGGCACAGGUUAUUUCAAAUGAACUUUCGGAUCCUACAUCACUGAUACAUUAUUACCUUGGCCUUAGAGCAUAUGAAGCAUUUAUUUCUGAACAAUCUAAUGCACAACGUACUGCCCCUGGCGCCGAAGAUUCGACGGUUGAUGCCGACACGGAGAAGUUGAAAAAACACGUAACAGAGCUGCUCGAUAAACUCAGCAUCACAUAUUCAUCGGAAUUGCUGGAGGGCACCGAAAAGGCUAUUGGUGAAAUUGUCCGCGCUGGUGGUGGAGAAUUACACAACAUUUCUAGUUUGACUGGCGGCGUCGUGGCUCAGGAGGUUAUCAAAGUAAUCACCAAGCAGUAUAUCCCAAUGAACAAUACGGUGCUAUUCGAUGGGAUCAGCAGUCGAACAACUGUUUACCAGUUGUAA
This is a messenger RNA of Orbilia oligospora ATCC 24927, 1626 nucleotides long. RefSeq lists its product as uncharacterized. Gene Ontology annotation, biological process: protein neddylation. The record is from RefSeq and is a predicted model, not a curated record. Lineage: Eukaryota; Fungi; Ascomycota; Orbiliomycetes; Orbiliales; Orbiliaceae. Gene Ontology annotation, molecular function: NEDD8 activating enzyme activity. Bases 1 to 1626 code for a protein of 541 amino acids. Gene Ontology annotation, cellular component: cytoplasm. The transcript is spliced from 5 exons.